Molecule: messenger RNA, 1536 nt
Organism: Anthonomus grandis grandis
Lineage: Eukaryota; Metazoa; Arthropoda; Insecta; Coleoptera; Curculionidae
Product: facilitated trehalose transporter Tret1-like
Exons: 3
Coding region: 129-1490 (453 amino acids)
Biological process (GO): carbohydrate transport; transmembrane transport
Cellular component (GO): membrane
Molecular function (GO): sugar transmembrane transporter activity
Source: RefSeq, a predicted model, not a curated record
UUUACCUUGUCGUUUUUUGUCACGUCAACUUGUCAACUAUAUUUUAUAACGAUUUUAUGUUUGUUAGAUAUUUUUGUUUAAAAGAAUUUUUAGUAUAUUAUUAAAGUAUAAAUAGUCGGUGAAAAAGUAUGGCUGCUGAAGCCAAAAAACUACCGCAAUAUUUUGCAGCGGUUAGCAUUUGUAUCGGGGCAAUGGGGACUGGCACGGUUAUAGGAUGGACAUCGAACAUCUCUGAUGAAUUAACAGAUGGAUCCCUCAAUAACAUUAAGCUGGAUCUUAGCUGGGCGGGUGCCAUCAUGUGUUUAGGAGCCAUGUGUACUUGUAUUCCCAUUGGUAUAUUGGCUGAUAAAAUAGGCCGAAAGCUCUGCGUACUAUUUACAAUAAUUCCAUUUAUUAUUGGCUGGGUAUUAAUUAUCUUAACCAAACAUGUGGCCAUGUUUCUUGUCGGACGAUUUUUAACCGGAUUUGCUGGUGGAUCUUUUUGUAUCGUUGGACCGCUGUAUACGAGCGAAACCUCUCAGAAGGAAAUAAGAGGAACACUGGGAACAUUCAUGCAGCUCUUUAUUACCAUCGGCAUCCUCUUUUCAAAUGGCCUCGGUUGGGCAUUAGAUGUACUAUACUUCUCCAUUAUGUGUGCCAUAGUUCCAGCGGUAUUUGGAAUUUUGUUCGUUUUUCAACCAGAGAGCCCAAUUUACCUGCUUAAAAAAGGAAAAAAAGAUAGAGCGUUAAAAGCGUAUCAAAGACUGCGGGGAUCUGAAUACGAUCCUUCGGAAGAAGUAGGUGAGAUUGAAAAACAUGUGGCCAAAGAGGAGGAGCUCAAAGGCCAAUUCUGGACCACCCUCAAAACUAAACCUGGAUGGAAAUCGUCGAUUAUUUGUUUCAGUCUCAUGUUUUAUCAGCAGCUUUCUGGAAUUAAUGCGGUUAUGUUUUAUUCUGGUGCGAUUUUCAAAGAUGCCGCCUCUAGUGUUCAGUCUGAGCUUUGCGUAACUAUUGUGGGAGCGGUUCAAGUAGUUGCUACAGUUUUUUCAUCCUGGUCAGUAGAAAAACUAGGCAGGAAAGUUUUGCUUAUGGUAUCUGCUGGGGUUAUGGCCUUAUCCACCCUUUUAAUGGGAAUCUAUUUUCUUUUAAAAGAUAAAGAGUUGGUUGAUGAAGAGACAAUUAAAUCAAUUGGUUGGCUUCCUCUAUUAGCUCUAACUCUAUUUAUCAUAGCAUUUUCUUUUGGUUACGGCCCAAUUCCUUGGCUAGCCUCAGCAGAAAUUUUCCCUCCAGCCAUCAUGGCUAUGAUGAGUUCCUUAGCUGGAAUGUUUAACUGGUUUUGUGCUUUUAUAGUAGCAGUGGGAUAUGAACCGUUAAGCAAAGCGGUUGGGUCGUAUGUAACAUUCUUUAUAUUUACUAUUAUUUCGGCUACUGCGGUAUUUUUUGUUCUGAUCGUUAUGCCGGAAACUAAAGGUAAAACCUUCCAGGAAAUUCAGGAAGAGCUCGCGAAAUAAAAAUGUAGACUGCAUAUUUUAAAUAAAAUUACAAUAUUUUAGUGUA